GGCCCAGCAAAAAAAGUUUGGGAACCACUGCACUAACUUGUUGUUUUUCUUAGCGGUGCACAAAAACUACCCUUUUUGUUAUACGUUGGUCAACCAAGAACUAGCCCUGUAACAGGCACUUCUGUAUUUUACCACUGGGGGGCAACAAUUCACUCUAUUACAGUUUCAGUGUAUUUUGCUUUUGUUGCAAAUCCAUCACCCCUCUACAGUUUUCGAUGUAUUUGUAUGCUCUUCACAUCUCCUGUGUUUUGUCCCUCCUGUCUUACUUAGGGCGUGUCCCAUGCUUGGAGUGCACUGUCAUACAUUAAGUAUCCCACAUUCAUUAGUGACUCACAGGUACUGCAGUUGUAUUUUUACUUUUGUGCAUGAAGGCUACUGUGCAGUACUGAACUAAAGGUAACUUGUAGUGCAAAGGCACAGUGCGUCAUGGAAACCAUUGAAAGCAUCGCGGCAAAUACCGCUCUUGUUAAAGCCAGAGAAGGUGGGGGAAGCAAGGGAAGGAGCUGGAAAUGGAAAGAAAUGCUUCGCUUUCCCCACAUUACCCAGUGCAAAGACCUGGCCAUGAACAUAGGUGUGUGUGUGCAACUGUUUUUCAUAAGUGUAAACAAGGACAAGUUUGACACUAAAUCAGAUGACGAAAGGAAAGCGUUUGGGAACAGCAUCAUCCAGAGAUUCCUCAUGAAACAGUCCAGUGAGUGUGUGUCCAUCCUACUGAGGCAUGAAAGAAGCUGCAAACAGAGUCUGGAGCUCAAUCCCUGUGGUGAUGUCUUUCAUGGCUGCAGGGAAGACCUACAUAAAUACCUCAGCAAAGAGCCCUUCGCCCAGUACCAGGACAGCAUGUUCUUUGACCGCUUUCUACAGUGGAAACAAUUGGAGAGGCAGCCUAUCACGAAGCAAACAUUUCGACAGUACAGACUGCUGGGGAAAGGAGGGUUUGGAGAGGUGUGGGCCUGUCAGGUGCGAGCCACAGGAAAGAUGUAUGCCUGCAAAAAGCUGGAAAAAACCCAUGUGAAGAAGAGGAAAGGAGAGGAUAUGGCUCUCAAUGAGAAACGGAUACUAGAGGAACUGGAUAGUCGCUUUGUGGUGAAUCUGGCAUAUGCUUAUGAGACCAAGCACAAUCUCUGUAUGGUUUUGACCAUGAUGAGUGGCGGUGACCUAGGGUAUCACAUACAUCGCAUGGGGUCACCUGGUCUGUCCAAAGACAGGGUACAUUUCUACGCCGCAGAAGUCUGCUGUGGUUUAAUUCACCUCCACCAGAAGUCAAUAUUAUACAGAGAUUUGAAGCCAGAGAACAUUCUCUUGGAUGACCAUGGACACAUCCGCAUCUCUGACCUGGGUUUGGCUGUGAAGCUGUCUGAGGGAGGGGCACGAGGCAGGGUGGGCACACUGGGCUAUAUGGCUCCUGAGGUGAUUGGCUAUAAGCAUUAUGGAAUGAGUGUGGACUGGUGGGGCCUCGGGUGUCUUAUUUAUGAAAUGACUGCAGGUCGGCCCCCUUUCAGGGCCAAAGAAGAACAUCCUAAAGCCUCAGAAAUGGAGAGAAGGAUUCAGAAUGAACAUGAAGAAUAUGGUAACCAGUUCAGCAAGGAGGCAAAAGACAUCUGCUCCUUACUGUUGACCAAGGACCCCACAAAGAGGCUGGGAUCCCAGGAGUCUGGGGGAAGAGAUGUAAAAUCUCAUCCUUUCUUCCAAGAGAUCAACUUCCGGAUGCUGGAGGCAGGACUUGUUAAUCCUCCAUUUAAACCUGAUCCCAACCUGGUGUACUGCACUGAUGUACAGGACAUAGAAGAAUUUUCUACAGUGAAAGGAGUCCAUCUUGACCAGAUUGACAGCUUCUUCUACUCCGAGUUCAACACAGGAAGCAAUUCAAUAAUUUGGCAAAAUGAGCUAAUAGAAACGGAAUGUUUUAAAGAACUCAAUGUUUUUGGCCCUGAGGGAUCUCGUUCUCCAGAUCUCGACUGGUCCCGGGCCCCAGAGAGCCCCAAACGCAGCCUAUUGCGCCGAAUCUUUCGCAAACAUCAUCAUUCAGAUUCAGACGAAAGCAGAGAGAACCUGUUGUCCAGUGAGGGCUACAGCAAGUCAGGAAUACAUAACUCUGGCCUGAAUCCCAGUAGAGUCUACACAAAGGCACCAAAAAACAACAAGUCAUUGUAGCAGCAAAGGGCUCUUCCCUUUAAAUUGCAGAACAGCAGGCAUUUAUUUGUGUUUUCAUUGUCUUCCUUACACCUAAUCUAUAUUAGCAUUUUCUGCUUCUGUCAGGUAAAACAAAUGAAUACACCAUCCCAACUUUUUAAAAGUAGUUGAAUUUUUAAACAAAUGUUUUUUUUAACAAUUCCAAUAUAAUAAAUGUCAUCUGAAUAAUAAAUUAUGAUUAUUUGGAUUACCUGGGUCGCCUGGAUGUCCGGACGUCUUGGGAUUUCUUUACCUGGAUGACUGAGCAUGCAUCAAGACAUUAACUUGUAAUAAUUUUAAAAUGAAAAAAAAAAACAAGACUGAACCAGAUAUUUGACAUAAACAUCAAGACUCAAAGCAA
Messenger RNA from Oreochromis aureus, 2530 nucleotides. Its product is annotated as G protein-coupled receptor kinase 5-like. The coding region runs from base 427 to 2151 and encodes 574 amino acids. The transcript has 15 exons. NCBI's taxonomy places the organism in Eukaryota, Metazoa, Chordata, Actinopteri, Cichliformes, Cichlidae. Gene Ontology annotation, biological process: regulation of signal transduction; protein phosphorylation; signal transduction. Gene Ontology annotation, cellular component: cytoplasm. Gene Ontology annotation, molecular function: G protein-coupled receptor kinase activity; ATP binding. The record is from RefSeq and is a predicted model, not a curated record.